Molecule: messenger RNA, 3932 nt
Organism: Penaeus vannamei (Pacific white shrimp)
Lineage: Eukaryota; Metazoa; Arthropoda; Malacostraca; Decapoda; Penaeidae
Product: serine incorporator 3
Cellular component (GO): membrane
Source: RefSeq, a predicted model, not a curated record
UAAGAUUUAGAUAAAAAUUAAGUUGGAUUAUAUCUUUGAUUUAUGUAAAAGAUCCAAACAUAGUGCAAAACCAUCUGAUAUUCUUAAACCAAUGGUAAGACUGUUACGUGAGCCUGAUAUAACAAGCUGUGUGCGGGUCGAGCCAGUCGGGCUGAAGCAAGACUGACACUGAUCUUGGCUUUCAGCGCUCCAAUUUUUUAAAGCGUAGUUACAGGCAGCUAUUACAAUGACGGGAAUGUAUCCAGAAGAAGAGGAGAUGAUCGAGGAUCGAUCUUGCGGCCGUGCUCAGUUUGGCUGCCUCUGUGGUACUUCCUCCUGCCGCCUGUGUUGCCGUCCAUGCCCCAGUGUGUUUGAGAGCACCUCAACACGGCUGGUCUACAUCUUCUACCUCAUGUUGAUUGUUGGUGUCAUGGCUAUCAUGAUGUCCAAGGAAGUCCAGGAAGAGAUCAUGGAAAAAUUCUCUGACCAUAAGAUACUGUGUUCCUGGAUUGGGGCUGGGGAAAACUGUGAAGCUGCUCUGGGCUAUGUUGCUGUCUAUAGAUUAGGAUUCGCUGUUUCAGCUUAUCACUUUCUUCUGAUGUUGAUUACGUGUGGGGUAUCAACCAGCAGAGAUUUCCGUGCUGGUGUACAUAAUGGAAUGUGGUUCUACAAGACUCUUUUGCUGUUAACAUUCUGCAUUGGAGCAUUCUUCAUCCCGGAUCCAAAUGAUUUAUUCAUAAAUGUGUGGAUGUACACAGCCAUGGCAGGUGCCGCCCUCUUCAUUGUGAUUCAGCUUCUAUUGUUGGUUUUUCUGUACCAUUCAUGGACGGAUAAGCUGAUGGCACGUGUAAACAAUGGAGGAUCUGCAUGCUGUUGGUAUGGAGUGGUAGCUGUGCCUGCAUCCAUCUUGGCAUACAGUGCAUGUGCCUGUUGUGUCAUUCUCCUGUACUAUUUCUUUGCAAUGGGAGAAGGAUGCAACCGAAACCACUGGUUUAUUAUCAUAAAUGCAGCAGCCUGUAUUUUGGCAUCAAUAAUUGCUGUUAUUAAAAAAGGACCAAAAGAUGUCCGUCUGAGACUUCUACAUUCUUCACUUGUGUCGAUGUAUGUCACAUACCUCACAUGGACAGCCAUAGGAAGUGCCCCACGCAAGUACCAGAAAACUACUGAUAAUGUCUGGAUUGGGCCUGGUUAUGAUAUCAACUCCCGAAUAGUCUUACCUGAGCAGGAAUACUAUUGUGGACCAAAUGAAGAUGAAGAGAGUUGGGGAGAUGAAGUCUUGCCUUAUGUAAGUUUGGCGAUAACAUUUGUAACUGUUAUGUAUUCUGCAAUUGGCUCAUCAACCCCAGAGAACUGUCAAGCCAUAGAAUUUCCCAGCUGCCCGGCUAAGCAGAAUGUUCAACGACACAAAGUAGAAGACAUCGGAGGUCAGAAGGUGGUUCGCAAUGAGGCUGAGGGCUUGGCUUAUAGCUAUUCUCUCUUCCAUGUCAUGUUAGGACUAGCGAAUCUAUAUAUAAUGAUGAGUUUAACAGCAUGGUACAUGCCUUCAUCUGCAACUCUGAUGACAUUUGGUCGUUCUUGGUCUGCUGUUUGGGUCAAGAUGAUCUCUUGUUGGGUUUGUCUUAUCAUUUUUGUAACAGUAACCAUCUUUCCUUCCAUGCUUCCUAGCAGCUCUGUUCGCAGUAACUCCAUAGGCAGUUUAAGGAAUGGUUAUCCAGGUAGUGGAUAUUUGGGUAGUUCACGCAGCCUGGAUGAUGAGGCAGCUGUGCCUCUGUCACCUAGCAAACCAACAGUUACCAUCCACCAGGAGACAACUGUGUGAGCUGAAACUGGAGGAAUGCUUUUAUUUAUUGAGUUACAUAGUAUAAUUUAUUUGUUUGUUGAUCUAUGAUAAAUUUGUAUCUGUUUUGUUAAUUUUCUUAUGAAUUGGUAAAAAGUUGAAUACUGAUAAAUGGAUAUUGCAUUUUCAAGUGAUCUGAGAUACAUUUAAGUUCUUGAUGCACUCUAAUGACUCCUUUCGAUUGCCAUGGUUCAGACCUUUGAGUUUUAUAGAAGCUUCUGAGUGGUUAAGGUUCAGUACCUUUUUAAUAUUUCACGCAUAAGACAGGACAAAACUUUGCAGAAUCUCUAAAAGAUUAUUAUUAGAUCUGAACCUAAUGUGAGUUUUAAUAAGAUCUUGUGGUUUUUAUUUUAUAGUAAGUAACAGUACAGAGGAGAAGCCAUAGAAUCAGGUGUGCAUAAUUGCAGCCUUUGCUGUAAAUUCCUGAGAAAAGUUACAAUAAGCUCACUGGAAGUAAGUAAAUGUUACUUUUGCUUAUUGUAACUGAGACAAACAGCCAAAGAAAUGUUUCAGAUUAGCUUUAAGGAGGGAAGUGUAAGACUAAUAGUACUCAGAAUCUUAGCUUAGAUGCCUUACUAAUUUAUAAUUGGCACUGAUCAUAAACUCAUCUAGGGAUGUGUCAGUAGAUUAAUUUUUUUUUCAUUUUACUUUGAAGUGGUAUUUUAUUUACCUGGUUUGAAAAGUACUUACUGUUUUUUGUGUGAAUAGUAAGACAACCUGUUUGACAGCAAGGUCACAAUGAUAUGUUAUGUAUUUGUUUAGCAUUUAUUAAUUCCAGUUGCAAGAGUAUUUUGAAUAAUUGGAAAAUUCAACUAAACUUUUACUCUUGAUAGACCUUUUUUUAAGGUAUUAUUGUUACUGUGAAAAGUUGUUUAUUUUGAUUACCUAUUUACUUUUAACCCAUUAACGCCGGUAUAUUUUGAAGCCGAAAAUAAAAGAUUCCGGGCAGCUACAAAAUUGGCGUGCGGGACUGGCCCGGACUCUGCCCACGUCAGAGCGCGAGCCCCAAUACAGCGUCAUACUGGUGGGACGCCCGGAAAUUUGUAUUUUUUCGGGUGUCUCAUAUAUGGGACACCCGUCAUUAGUGGGUUAAUGGACUUAAUUAAUCCACUAAACUGUGUCAAGAAAGUAGCUGUGACCUUUGCUUAUGCAUUUUAUUUAGUUGAUUAUAUAUGUAGGAAACACAUAAUUUUUUUUUUUCACAAUGAAGAUUUUCUUUAAGCUUGAGAUUCACUGCAUCUCAGUUGGAUAUCAAACUUUUAACUAAUUUUUGUUUAGACUUUAAUUAAAACAGAGUGUGAAACUUCAGCAGACCAUUUUGUGUUCAUGUGAUACUGCAGUAAAACAUAAAUGCUGCCAUAAAAAGACAUGUGCCUAAUUAAUGAUAUAUUUUUAAUCUUAGUAUAGAUUUUACACAGUUACUUUGCUUGCUUUCUUGGCUUGAGAUUGAGAUAGCAUGUUAACAUAAUAGAACACGUUCGGAGACAUUCAAAGAUCAAAGAUGACAAACAUACAUGCACAUGUAUCCCCCCCUCCACACACACACAGGGUGAACUCCCUGCCCUAGCUACUUAUGUACACAUAUACACUACCCAUCACUCAGAGUGCCUACUUAUACUUGCAUGUUGGAUUAUAUAUUUCAAUUGAAUAGCUUGAUAGAAAGAAACUGACUACAGUGUGUUGCUGCAUAGUGUUACAUCUCUGAAGCUAUUAGUAGAAUCAUUCUUCAUUCUUACUUUCAUGCAAUGUACAUAGUUUUGGUAUCAUUGAGGGUUUUGGGAGGGGGUCACACAGUAGGUACAUGAAAGAAAUUCAGGUCAGUCACACAUCAAUCAAUCACGCUUACUAACACACUGACCCAAUUGUCUCGCUCUACAUGGGUAUAGGGGAGAUGAGUAAAGUUCCCAAGUAGUCAGUUUCUCUCUGACAAUCUAUUCAGCUGAUGGGUAGUGUAGACACAUAGAUGAUUUAUGCUAUACGAGUACAAGUUGUAAAUAAGAUAUUCAAAGGAAGAACAGGCAAGCUUGCACACACACACACACACACACACACACACACACACACACACACACACACACAACACACACACACACACACACACACACACUCUCUCUCU